AUGUUGGAUGAACUGCAGGAUUUGUUCUGUUUCGGCAAUAAACAGUGGGUCCCCGACUCGGUCCGAUGGUUGAUCAGCAAUGGGCAGGUGAAAAGGGCUCACUACUAUCUGAGCGUGUGUGCUAAAGUGAACCACAGAGAAGAGUUUAUGUCCGACCUAAAGCCAGAGGUUCUGGGCAAAGCAAUCAUUGUUGAAGAUGAAAACAGAAAAUACUCCUAUGUGGAUCUUGUAAGAACGCCAAGAUUGAGGAGACUGGCACUUUUCACCGGCAUUCUCUGGUUUGGACUGGCAUGCAGUUAUUAUGGGAUGAGUUUGAAUAUUGCAGGAUUUGGUGUCAACAUUUAUAUCACACAGUUUAUCUACAGUGCUAUCGAAAUUCCAGCUAAACUGAUUGUUUUUUUCACUGUGGAGAGAGCGGGCCGGAGGUUCUGUCAAUCAGGGAUGCUCUGUAUGACAGCGCUGUGUCUAUUCAUCAGCAUUCUCAUACCCAAAGAAAAGGCGAUUCUUCGAACUGCUGUAGGAGCACUGGGAAAAAUGUUCUCAGAAGGAGCAUUCACGUGUGUUUUUCUGUUCACAACUGAACUUUACCCCACUGUUCUGAGGCAGAACGGUCUGGGCUACAGCUCCUUCAUGGCUCGUAUCGGUGUUUCAAUAUCACCGAUGAUUUUGCUCCUGGAGGACUUCUGGGCACAUUUGCCGAACACUGUGUUCUGCAUUUUAGCCUUGGGGGCAGGCACUGUGGCUGCUUUUCUUCCUGAGACCAGAAACGCACGUCUCCCAGAAACUAUUGAGGAUGUGGAGCAAACCAGGUGA
Knipowitschia caucasica is the source of this 813-nucleotide messenger RNA. NCBI's taxonomy places the organism in Eukaryota, Metazoa, Chordata, Actinopteri, Gobiiformes, Gobiidae. The record is from the annotation of a GenBank genome assembly.